AUGGUCGGCCAACGCGGCCCCGUGCCGGUGCCGCAGCACAGCGAUGCCACCCAGGUGGUUCUUGACCUGCUGCACGAGAAGCCCACGCUGCACUCGAACAAAGACCUGUCCGGCUUUUCGCAGGUCGACGUGAAAGCCGCUCUGGACCGCCUGGCCUCGCGUUCCAUGGUCACCUAUCAGACGGCCGACUCGGAGGUGGCCGUGCUCACGAAGGAGGCCCAAACCAUAGUCGACGAGGGCAGCCACGAGUGGAAGGUGUGGGACGUGGUGAAGCGGAAUGGCAGAGUUUCCAUCAAGGAUCUUCCCGGCCUGGCAGCCAACGCCGAUGUCAAGGUUGGCCAAGGCAACGCCUUCCGCAACAAGUGGAUCAAGAAGGAUGGCGACGCGCUGGUUCCGCUCGUCGACGAGGUGCAGGACGCCACGCGCGCAACCCUCCAGAAGAUUGCCGAGACUGGAUCCGCCGCCGACAAUAAGGUGCUGGCCGACUUGAGGAAGAGGAAGCUCGUUACCACCACCAAGGUUUUCACCUACACCGUCGAGAAGGGCCCCAAGUAUGCUCGUGAGCUGCCUGUCGAGCACACUGACUUGACUGCCGACAUGCUUCUUGAUGGCUCAUGGCAGACCGCAACCUUCAAGCCUUACAACUUCAACGCUCUUGGCGCUCCUCAGAACGCCGGCGCAUUACAUCCCUUGAUGAAGGUGCGCGCUGAGUUCAGAAACAUCUUCUUCAACCAGGGCUUCGUCGAGAUGCCCACCUCUCGCUUCGUCGACUCGGGCUUCUGGAACUUCGAUGCCCUUUUCGUCCCUCAGCAGCAUCCUGCCCGUGAUAUGCAGGACACUUUCUUCAUUUCUGACCCCGCAUCUGCCGACCCUCCUCGCGAUGACCCUGUGGCGGAGCAGCAGAUGAACGAGAUGGAAGAGGGUGGCCGCCACCUCUACGCGACGGCUGACUCGGAGAAGAAGAUCAAGCCGCGCGACUACGAAAAGUACUGGAACGACAUCAAGGCCGUGCACCAGGACGGUGCCUUCGGCUCUGUGGGCUACCGCUACCCCUGGUCCAAGGACGAGUGCCUGAAGCUUGUCCUCCGCACGCACACGACGGCCAUUUCGACGUGGGUGCUGCACAGGCUGGCCGAGGACCCACGCCCCGCACGCUACUUCUCCAUCGAUCGUGUCUUCCGGAACGAAUCCGUCGAUGCCACCCACUUGGCCGAGUUCCACCAGAUCGAGGGUGUCAUCGCCGACUUCGGCCUGACGCUUGGCGGUCUGCAGAAGUUCCUCGAGACUUUCUUCGCGCAGAUUGGUAUCACCGGUCUGCGCUUCAAGCCUGCCUACAACCCCUACACAGAGCCGUCGAUGGAAAUCUUUGGCUACCACCAAGGCCUCGGCAAGUGGGUCGAGAUUGGCAACUCGGGUAUGUUCAGGCCUGAAAUGUUGUUGCCCAUGGGCUUGCCCGAGGAUCUCCGCGUCUAUGGUUUUGGUCUGAGCCUGGAGCGUCCUACCAUGAUCAAGUAUGGUGUCAGCAACAUCCGAGAUUUGCUCGGCCACAAGGUCGAUCUGAACUUCAUUGAGAGCAAUGCUGCGGUACGUCUGGACAAGAACUAG
Molecule: messenger RNA, 1605 nt
Organism: Lasiodiplodia theobromae
Lineage: Eukaryota; Fungi; Ascomycota; Dothideomycetes; Botryosphaeriales; Botryosphaeriaceae
Product: Phenylalanyl-tRNA synthetase beta chain cytoplasmic
Exons: 3
Coding region: 1-1605 (534 amino acids)
Biological process (GO): phenylalanyl-tRNA aminoacylation
Cellular component (GO): phenylalanine-tRNA ligase complex; cytoplasm; cytosol
Molecular function (GO): tRNA binding; phenylalanine-tRNA ligase activity; ATP binding
Source: RefSeq, a predicted model, not a curated record